AUCCUUCUCAAAUAUACACAGUAGCAUUAGUUCUUCUUCUAUUAAUUCGUCUGUCUCUCUUCUUCUGUCUGUUUCAAUUUUUUUUUUAUAAAGAUGGAGACUCUCUGCAGCCGGACUCCUUCACCCUCCUCACCUCUGUUCCGUACAAACGUACGGCAGCAUGGUUCAUCAUCAACAUCCUUCCCACACCUCAUAAAAAACCAAUCACCAUGCAUCACCACUGCUAUACUAACAAAUCCAGCUGCUGAAGUAAUCUCCAUCAAACCUUCCAAACUACCACUCAGUCCCUUCAAAACGACCCCGCAGGAGUUGAAGAUAGUGGCGCCGGAGACAUUACAGUACGACAGUGGGUUUCUUGGAGCAGUGCCUGAUAAGUUAGUGGAAGGAGAAGGAAGUAGUGAUGAUAUUCACGAUGCCAUGAGUUACUUGACAAAGAUUUUGACCUCUAAAGUUUAUGAUGUUGCCAUUGAGUCUCCGUUGGACUAUGCUUCCAAGCUCUCUGACAAGCUUCAUGUUAAUAUUUGGCUCAAGAGAGAGGACCUACAACCUAUUUUCUCCUUUAAAAUUCGAGGAGCUUACAAUAUGAUGGCAAAGCUUUCCACAAAACAAUUGGCAAUGGGUGUUAUUUGUUCAUCAGCAGGGAAUCAUGCUCAAGGAGUUGCACUAUCAGCACAAAAACUUGGUUGCACUGCUGUGAUUAUCAUGCCCAUUACAACUCCUGAAAUCAAAUGGAAAACAGUGGAGAAGUUAGGUGGACAAGUAGUGCUUGUGGGUGACUCAUAUGAUGAAGCCCAAGCAUAUGCACAACAAAGGGCUAAAGAUGAAGGCUUAAUAUUUGUGCACCCUUUUGACCACCCAGAUGUCAUAGCUGGCCAAGGAACUAUAGGAAUGGAGAUUCUGCGUCAAAUUCAAGGUCCAUUGCAUGCAAUCUUUGUGCCUGUUGGUGGUGGUGGACUUAUAGCUGGAAUUGCUUCCUAUGUCAAGAGAGUUCGCCCCGAGGUCAAGAUAAUUGGGGUAGAGGUAUCCGAUGCAAACGCAAUGGCACUAUCCAUACAUCAUGGUCAGAGAAUUAUGUUGGAGAAAGUGGGAGGAUUUGCAGAUGGAAUAGCAGUAAAAAAGGUUGGGGAAGAAACUUUUCGGUUAUGCAGAGAACUCAUUGAUGGAGUAGUUCUUGUUAGUCGUGAUGCCGUUUGUGCAUCAAUAAAAGAUAUGUUUGAGGAAAAACGGAGCAUACUUGAACCGGCAGGCGCUGUAGCCAUCGCUGGAGCAGAAGCAUAUUGCAAAUAUUAUGGACUGAAGGGUGAAAAUGUUGUUGCUAUAAGUAGUGGAGCUAACAUGAACUUUGACAGACUAAGAUUGGUAUCUCAACUAGCCGAUGUUGGUAGGAGAUGCGAAGUUUUCCUUGCAACAUUUGUUCCAGAAAAGCGUGGAAGCUUCAAACAGUUUUGUGAACUGCAGGUUGGUCCAAUGAAUAUUCUUGAGAUAAGCUACAGAUAUGAUGAUAAAAAAGAAAGUGGCCUUGUUCUGUACAGUGUUGGCUUUCAAACUGUUUUGGAGUUGGAAGAAAUGUUGGAUCGGAUGAUGUCGGCUCAACUACUGACCGUUAACCUGACAAAUAAGGAACUAGUUAAAGAUCAUAUGCAAUUUUUGGUGGGAGGUCGAUCGUCCUCUAUCGAAAAUGAGAUCCUCUGCCAGUUUGCCAUUCCAGCGAGGCCAGGUGCUUUAUUGAAGUUCUUAGAUGCUUUCAGUCCCCUUUGGAACAUAAGCUUGUUCCAUUACAGUGGACAGGGUGAAAGUGGUGCGGAUGCGUUGGUCGGUUUACAUGUUGCAAGCUCUGAGAUAAACAAGUUCAAGGCUUUGGCUGAUGCUCUAGGGUUUAAUUAUAAUUUUGAGACAAACAAUGAGACCUUACAAUUGCUAUUGCAUUAGAUGAGCCGCUAAACGGGCUAGCUUCGGCCCAACAAACUUGAGUUAUUUUAAGUUAAUUGAACUGUUGUAAACUAAACUUUAAGUUAAUUUAACUUGAGUUAUUUUAUGCUUUUAUUUAUACUAAUUAUAAUGAGUUUUCUUGUCUUAUAA
Pyrus x bretschneideri (Chinese white pear) is the source of this 2079-nucleotide messenger RNA. Its product is annotated as threonine dehydratase biosynthetic, chloroplastic. Bases 94 to 1929 code for a protein of 611 amino acids. Gene Ontology annotation, biological process: L-threonine catabolic process. The record is from RefSeq and is a predicted model, not a curated record. Gene Ontology annotation, molecular function: threonine deaminase activity. The transcript has 10 exons. Lineage: Eukaryota; Viridiplantae; Streptophyta; Magnoliopsida; Rosales; Rosaceae.